Nelumbo nucifera (sacred lotus) is the source of this 1991-nucleotide messenger RNA. Its product is annotated as protein BASIC PENTACYSTEINE6. Gene Ontology annotation, molecular function: sequence-specific DNA binding; DNA-binding transcription factor activity. Gene Ontology annotation, cellular component: nucleus. Gene Ontology annotation, biological process: response to ethylene. The record is from RefSeq and is a predicted model, not a curated record. NCBI's taxonomy places the organism in Eukaryota, Viridiplantae, Streptophyta, Magnoliopsida, Proteales, Nelumbonaceae.
GCAGGAGUAAAAGACGACAAUACAGUAGAAUAAUAGAAAGAGACACAUAUAAAUAGCUUCCCCUCUUGAACUGUUUAUUGGACUAGCGAGGAUUCGAUUGAAAAAUCUUUGCAAUUUUCUUCAUCGCCUUCCAUCGUCUGCAAAAAGGAAUCAAUUCAAUAGGCUACUAUAUAAGAAUGUAUCUGGUAUGGAACAUACUGGCUAGAGUGCUAGACUGGCUUUUGCCAUUUUGUGCCAGUAGGGAUCACUGAUCACUGAAGGAUCGACUGCAAGUUGGCAACUAAAUAUUUUAAAAUGGGGACUUCUGCCUGUAGUUUAUGGUUUGAACUUAGAACCUUCAAAAGGAAGUGAUGGUGCCAUUUACUACUGCAACAAGAGGUUUGAGGACGGCUUCAUAGCUUUGGAACCUACAUCUGGGCAAAAUGGUGGGCUUCCAGAUUGGAGAUCUGUCUUUUUGAAUAUACUCGAUGUUAAUCCUAGGGCAGACACCAGAAAUUAGUCACUGUCAUUACUCCUGAAAGUGGAUGCAACAUGGACGAUGGUAGCCAACGUGAAAAUGGGAGACACAAAGAUCAGUACAAGACAGUUCACAGUCAGUGGAUGAUUCCCCAACAUCAGAUGAAGCAGGUGAUGGCCCUCAUGGCUGAGAGGGAUGCUGCAAUUCAAGAAAGGAAUGUGGCCCUAGCAGAGAAAAAGGCAGCAUUGGCAGAACGAGACAUGGCAUUCCUACAGCGAGAUGCCGCCAUUGCUGAGCGGAACAAUGCCUUAAUGGAAAGGGACAAUGCCAUUGCAGCCCUAGAGUACCGGGAAAAUGCCUUGAGUGGUAGUGGUGUACCAACAUGCCCACCUGGAUGUGGAGUCCCGCGUGGGACAAAGCAUGUACACCAUCUAACCCAUUUGACAGAAGCUCCUUACCAUGCGAGGGAUAUGCACAUAACUGAAGCCUACCCUUUAUCAUCAGCUCCUGCUGAGGCUCACAAGCCUCGGAGAGCUAAGCGAACCAAGAAAGAGAGCAAGGCAGUGCCACUUAAGAGGUCCCAACAACCCUCAAGCAAGGGUAAGAAAGGGGGAGAGGACUUGAACAAACUGGUUACUGUGGCCAAGUUACAUGACUGGAGGAGUGGACAGGACGCAAAUGGAAGUGGUGAAGACUUGAAAAAGCAGCUGGCAGUGUCAAAGCCCGACUGGAAGGGCCAAGACCUGGGCUUGAACCAGGUAAACUUUGAUGAAUCAACCAUGCCGGUCCCAGUUUGUUCAUGUACGGGGGUCCUCCAGCAGUGCUAUAAGUGGGGGAAUGGGGGAUGGCAGUCUGCCUGCUGCACCACCACCUUGUCAUCGUAUCCACUGCCUGUGAUGCCAAACAAGCGUCAUGCCCGCAUUGGUGGUAGAAAGAUGAGUGGUAGUGCAUUUACUAAAUUGCUUAGCCGGCUGGCUGCACAAGGCCAUGAUCUUUCUACCCCAGUUGAUCUCAAGGACCACUGGGCCAAACAUGGGACAAAUCGGUACGUAACCAUCAAAUAGUUGGCAAACAGAUUAAGCCUUUUUUUUUGACCGGGGAAAAUGAAAAUAUGGAGCAUAUACAAGAGCUUAAUUAUUUAUAAUAUCCAUAGAUCAAACUAGGGUAGAUGAAUCUGGCGGACAUUCUCUUCCUUGGCACACACUCUCUCCCCCCUCUCUCUGUUUGUGUGUGCGCGUUUCAAUUUCAAGUUGGGAAAACAUGGUCGUUCAAAAGUAGCCAGUAGCCUGCCUUGUUCUACUUGUUCUUAAAAACGCAUCAGAACCCGGGGAAGAAGAUGCACAUGUGAAUGAAAAGGACGAGUGAAUAUGUACAUAUAUAAUAGUUCUUUUUAGCUUUUACGAACUCACAGUUGCCUUUUUCCCUUUUGAGUUCCUAAAGUGAGUGAACAUUUGGGUUGCCAGAUACUGCGCAAUGUGGUAUCCGAUAUUCCGAUUGUUCAAAUUUUAAUUUGAUGGAAACACUUAAAAGUGCA